CCAAAAUACAUUUGGUUGCAUAAGCGAUUUACCCUUAUUUGAGUGGCUUGUAUACGGCCACUCGGAUCAGAAAUCCGGAAAAAUGCCAAAACAAUUUUUCUUGUCAAAAAAGCCCAAAUUUGCAUAGUAUUUGGAACAAUGGAUCGCGUCAACGAAGAACCUGACUCUAAAAGACAAAAGUCGGAAGACAUCGUCGUCAAUGAUGAACCUCAGGAGGAUUCCGCACCUGCAGUAGAAAGUCAAACGCAAGUCAACGAGCAAGAAGACGAGGAAGCAGACUAUACGGCCGAAGAGUUGAAACAAGGCAAUGACUUGAUUGCUGCAGUUGUUGCCGGUGAUGUGGAAAAAGCCAAAUCGCUAGUGGAACAAGGCGCUGAUAUUUGCUUCAAUGGCGAUGAUCUGGGCCGCACACCUCUUCACCACGCCGCUGAACACGGUCAUAUGGAUGUUAUCGACUGGUUACUAUCUGAACAUCACCCGUACAAUUUGCUCGAUAAGAAAGAGGUUUCGGCAGGAGAGCUGGCAUUGCAGAACGGACACACUAAGGUGUAUGAACGACUGGUCGAUGAAGGAACGCGCGCGGAACUUAUCUUGAGAGCUUUGAAGGCCGCUUUUCAAGACGAUGACGACGAAGCACAAGGCGCGCCCAACGAGGAUUAUCUUCAUCAGAAGCUGCAUUAUGACGAUAACAAACUUUUGGAUGCGAACAACGACGCUGUGAUGAUGGGUUGGGAAGGACCAUUGAUGGUGGAACAUGCCAAAGUGAUGUGCCCUCGGGAAGGAUUGGAUGUGUUGAACGUAGGCUUUGGUCUCGGUUUGAUUGAUUCCGAGCUUCAAAAGUACAAACCUCGCAACCACUAUAUCAUCGAAGCCCAUCCCGACGUUUACGCACACAUGAAGGAACUUGGUUGGGAUAAAAAACCCGGUGUGACAAUCCUUUUCGGUCGCUGGCAAGACGUUGUACCGACUUUGACCACGACAUUUGAUGGCAUCUUUUUCGAUACCUAUGGAGAGUUUUAUGAUGACCUUCGCGCAUUCCACGAAGCUGUACCAAAUAUCCUGAAAACAGACGGUAUCUAUACAUGGUUCAACGGUCUCGGGGCAACGAAUCAAUUUUUCCAUGACAUCUAUUGCCGUGUAUCUGAAGUCGAUCUGCACGAUUUCGGUCUAAGCACGGAAUACGUCGAAAUGCCGAUCGGUACGGCUGACGAAAAGGGGGUUUGGGAUGGCGUCCGUCAACGAUACUGGGUGCUCGAAACCUACAAGUUACCCAUUUGUAAAACCAUACAGAGUGUAUAACAAAAAACGCAUAUGUAUAUAAAAUGUGUAGAAUAAUAUAGUAGAUGUAUGAACAUUGAGUUGGUUUUUUUAUUUCAUGAUUUAAGCAAUCAAUUCGACAACUGCAGAAAAGAAUAAAAGAACAAUGGAAGACAAAAGUUAGACCCCGUCAAUAAUCAUCAACAAUGAGUUGCACUUACCACCACCGGCGGCCUUGAUCUUUUCUUCGGCACGGCGAGAGACAUAACGGGUGCGGACGAUGACGGGCUGGCUGACGGAACCCUUGGCGAGGACCUUGCCGUAACCGUUCUGGAGAGCGUCGAUGACGGGAACCUUUUCGGUGUUCUUGUACUUUUCACGAACACCUUCACCAGCCAAAGACCAGAUCUGGUCGAGGUUGAUAACGGGGCGCCAGGUCUGGUUCUUCUUCAAGUGGAAGUGGCGCAUACCGACCUUACCAAAGUAACCGGGAUGGUACUUAUC
Molecule: messenger RNA, 1761 nt
Organism: Radiomyces spectabilis
Lineage: Eukaryota; Fungi; Mucoromycota; Mucoromycetes; Mucorales; Radiomycetaceae
Product: arginine N-methyltransferase 2
Exons: 4
Coding region: 139-1299 (386 amino acids)
Biological process (GO): peptidyl-arginine methylation
Cellular component (GO): cytoplasm; nucleus
Molecular function (GO): protein arginine N5-methyltransferase activity; protein binding
Source: RefSeq, a predicted model, not a curated record